UACUGAAUCUAUUUUUCUCUGUUCUGUGUUUACAUUGAGGAACGGAUGCUUUAAACAGCUGAGACACGGAAGUAAAGCGUAAUCGAUAAGUGAAGGCUGUGUUGUGCAUGUAAAUACUAAACCGUUGUUCAAGCCAUAUUCAAUACAUACAGUGUAUAAAGCACUGUGUUCAACACUGACAAACACAGGCCUGCAGUUUCAAUGCAUUUCAGAGUACUGAAAACUCUCCGGCCAUGGACUCAAAUGAUUUGUUUACAAGCUGCAGGAAGGGCGACGUUUCAAGAGUUAGGUACCUUGUCGAACAGAGAGAUGUGGAACUGAAUGUCCGAGAUAGAUGGGACAGUACCCCAUUGUAUUAUGCAUGCUUGUGUGGCCACGAGGAGCUGGUUCAGUAUCUGCUGGGGAACGGUGCGAAAUGUGAGGCGAACACGUUUGACAGAGAACGCUGUUUGUACGGCGCCCUAAGUGAUACGAUCCGGAGGCUACUGAAGGAAUACAAGCAGAUCACAGCCAAGGGAAAGCAGAGGGAUUACUACGAUGACUUCCUGCAGAGACUUCUUGAGAAAGAUAGAGACAGUGAUAUUGUGUUCAUCGUCCACGGAAAAACCUUCACCGCUCACCGCUGCAUCCUCAGUGCGCGUUCCGACUACUUCAAUGAGAUGUUUGAAACGAAGUGGAAAGGGAAGAGCAUCAUCGCCCUGAAACACCCGCUGAUAAAUCCAGCAGCCUUUUGCUCAAUUUUGCAGUACUUUUAUACUGGUCGUUUAGACAUUGAUGUGGAGUAUGUGGAGGACUGCAUACGACUUGCCAAGCAGUGCAAAAUAGAUGACCUCAUAGAGGAACUGGAGAACAAAUGCAAAAAGGUCUAUGAAUUUGUGUCUUCCAAGCCGGGGACCUGUGUGAAAGUCCUGACGCUGGAACCGCCGAAUAAUUUCCAGCUCCAGGAGGACCUAGCUAUAUUAGCGGACUGCGCGUUGCCUGCUGAACUCAGGGUGGGAUUUGGGGAGCUGCCCUUUGACAGAACUGACAACUUUACAAGCUCCCCUGACGUCUGUUUCAGAGUUGAAGGCUAUGACUUCCUGUGUCAUAAGGCCUUUUUCUGUGGCCGCAGCGAUUAUUUCAGGGCGCUGCUGGCGGAUCAUUUUUGCGAGAGUGAAGCGUUGCAGUCUCAGCCCAGCAUCCCUGCAGUGACCCUGCACAACAUCACAAAGGACAUCUUCAUCAGGGUCCUGUAUUACAUCUACAGCGAUGACACAGAGUUGUCUCCAGAGAAUGCCUAUGAUGUGCUGUGUGUGGCCGACAUGUACCUGUUGCCAGGGCUGAAGAGGCUCUGUGGUAAAACGUUGGCACAGACGCUCCACCAAGACAAUGUUGUCAACAUCUGGAAAACAGCCAAACUCUUCCGCCUGUCGCGGCUUGAGGACCAGUGCACUGAAUACAUGGCCAAGAUCAUAGAGAAGCUGAUAGAGACGGAGGAGUUUGCAGAGGCGAUCAAGGAGGAUGCAGAUUCAGUGGAGGCACGGCAGGAGACCGACUCUAUCCCGCUCAUCGACGACAUCCGCUUUCACAUCACCAGCAACGUGCAGACCUACAGCGACAUCGAGGAGGCCAACCAGAAACUGGAGGCCUUGGAGCAGCUGCUGGGCAGCAUCGGACUCGACUGCUGAGGAGCGGCCUGAGAGCAGCAUAAAUUUUCAGCUAUUAUAAACUAGCCAAAAUUAUAAUAUUAAGCUUUUAUUUAUGGAUGAGAGCAGAAAUAAACCCUAGUCCUCCUCCCCCUCCCACUUCCAGGACAUUUUCCUUAGGAGUCCUUGGUCUCUGCGCAAAUCCCUCAACCUUAUUUAGAUUCCACCAGUUCCUUUAUGCAGUCGUACCUCACUGCUAAAACAGAGGGGUACAGAUCUUAUCUGAGGGUGCUUAUACGAAGUGAUGAUAGUGACUAGCCAAAAAAUUCUAGUAACCUGAUACCAAAUCCUGCAAUGAGUAGCCCCAGUGCAUUGGAAAACAGGUGGGCCUUGUCCAGUGUCGAAGGCUUCUUUGAUUUGUGCCACUGUAAGUGUGUAGCUCGUCACUUUGUCUCAUAGUUUGGCAGGCUUGAAGACUCCAAGACUGUCUUCAUGGUCAUAUUGGCCAAUGCAAUUAAGUCCCUGAGAUCCGACUGCUUAGUUGCUCAACUGUUUUCACAUACAUUUGUGUACAUUACAGGGAUUUUCAAAUUUUAUAACAUUUUAUUGCUAAUGUUUUGGCCGUUAGUUAUAAAAUUAAAAUUUGACGAUCAAGAAUGAAGUGAAAUGAGUGCAGAUUUUAAGGUCUGUUUUAAAGCAGUUUUGCAGAUGUAUUAAACUACUACAGUAGUAGUAGUAGUGGGGAGAAAAAAAAAACUAGGCAUUUAAUACAGUUUGUUUUAUAUGAAUUUAAAUAUUUGGUUAAUAUUUUGGUAGGUCCCAAAAGCCACAACCCUGCUUUUCGGAAGUCACAAAACUGUGAAGUGGUCUUCACUACUUCAAAUAUGUAUGAAAUAAUGUGUUUAUUUGUUAACCCAACAUUUGCUAAAACAGAUAGAGAAGUUGCCUGUAAAGAUGUUUUAAUCAAGAAACCAAUAGGAUUUUAAUUUCCCGGUACCUUAUUUUUUUCCUAGCAUUGUCACAAAAACCCAAAACAUUAUAUCAAGCCUCUCAUUUGAUGACUAUAACAUGGGAGAAUUUCACAAAACCAACAAUACCAUGUAUAUUUUAAUCACAAUGUUAUAAAACUGGCAAUUAAUACUUAAGAGCCUUGAAUGAAACUCCUGAAUUUCUAGUUUUGUAACACUCCUUUCAAAAGAGUGAUUAUGAAACUGCAGACAAUGGUUUAGAGAUAUUUGGUAGUUAAACUGUAGAUAAUACAAUGCAUUCUUUGAGCGAGGCAAACGCUAAUUUAAGCAUGUUGGAAGAAUCAAUUGGGUAAGUAAAGGUUUUGACCUUUCUAUUGUAAAAUAGACUGGGAACUAUGAGUUGUGUGACAUAGCCUAGAUUACGGAUACAUACAGUAAAGAUUUGUCAGGUAACUUGUAUAUAUAAACUAACCAAUAAGCUAAUGUGUACAAUUACUUAGGAUUAUUAUUUCUGUAGAAAACUAAUUGUCUAAAAAGGGAUCUUCAGUUUAUUAACAUCAUUUGACAGCACUUGGCAGUAAAAGCACAGGAUGGCUAUAUUCAUGUAAUUGCUUCUGCUGUUCUAGUAUUAACAUAAAAGCUAUUAUACACACACUGUAUUUAAACAAACCAAAAAAAAAAGCAUUUGAAGAUGUUUGGAAAUAUGAAUAAACUGGGUCAAAUAUACA
Messenger RNA from Polyodon spathula (Mississippi paddlefish), 3321 nucleotides. Its product is annotated as ankyrin repeat and BTB/POZ domain-containing protein 1-like. The record is from RefSeq and is a predicted model, not a curated record. NCBI's taxonomy places the organism in Eukaryota, Metazoa, Chordata, Actinopteri, Acipenseriformes, Polyodontidae. The transcript has 12 exons. The coding region runs from base 234 to 1667 and encodes 477 amino acids. Gene Ontology annotation, cellular component: ubiquitin ligase complex; cytoplasm. Gene Ontology annotation, molecular function: protein binding.